UCGUCUCGCAAGCUUCGAGGCGCCGUUCGGGCUCGCUUGUGCCGCUCCUUUUCUUGGUCCUCCCUCCUCUCUCUCUCUCUCUCUUUCUCUCUCUCUUUUUCUCUCUCAUACUCUCUCUCUUACUCACUCACUUACUCACUCACUCAGUCACUUACUCACUCACUCAGUCAUUCACUCACUUAUUCACUCAGUCACUCUCGUUCUCACUCUUGUUAUCUUCGUCUGUCUAUUCAUUCGUUGUUCACUCGUUCAUUCAUUCCGUAUACACUGUUGUAUAUUUUACACGUAUACGCGGAUACUACUGUUUGAUCUAUGCCUAUAUCAUAGCUCUAUCGCUUUUUUAGAUCGACGAACUGUGCAUCGAACUUGUCGAUUUAUGAACGAGGAUUUCUUUUGGAACACUACGAGGAGACUUGAGAGGUGCCUGUUUUAUGGAUUUUACAUACAAGCGAACGGUGAUUGUGUUAUCAUGAUGAUUGUUAUCUCAUCGUUGGAUGUGUAAAGAUCGAUCUGUGAAUGUUCGCGAGUGUUGUUCCAAUCUCGUUUAGUGUCAUCGUCGUCUUUGUCGCUAUUGGUGGUUGUGGUAGUAGUGAUACUGGUGUUUGUGAUACCGAUCAUAGUGAUGAUGCAAGUUACAGGACGAGGCGCGUGAUUUUUAAAUCUCAUGAGUUUAAAAUUAAGAGGACAUCGUUAGCGGAUCAUCGUAAUUAUCUAACAGCUUAGAAAGGAUUUCGUGAGUGAGAUUUAUUCAAGAUCGAUCGAUUGGUUAAACGAUGAAACAAGAAAGACGAGUAAGUUAACAAAGAACAUCAUGAUAAACUUUGACAAACGUGAAAAAUUUUAAUUCGUGAAUAGACUCAUCCAGUGAUUCGUGCUAUGAGUCAAAAGGAAACUCGCGUAGGCGUGAGACUGAAAAAAUCAUUAACAACGUCCUAUCGAUCAGCGAUUAACGGUGGAAGUCGUUCGGUUCGAAAGAAAAGUACAAGAACGAAGAUGCUAUCGGUAAAAAUCUUACCAUUACGAGAGUCCACCGGCUGGUAAAUCUUCGAUAGAAGUAGCUGAAGCAGUUAAUUGAACUCGAUGAUCGGCUCGAAUGAGGUGGCAAGGGCAAUGGGUCCUUGCAUCGCUUUUGGCAGGUAAUCGUCGUUGUUCCACGGUGGCUAAAUGAAGAGGGAUCGUUUGGUGGGCCGGUGAUCGAUAGCGGAUACCGCUUGUCGCCGUGCGAGAUUCGAUUCGCGAUGGAACUCCUUCCGCUGUUAUUACUUUGCCUCCUGAUCGCUCAGCCAACAGCCUAUUCCCUUUCGAUCAAGAGUAAGCUCAAUCCGCGGAUCGUGCAAACUCGCUACGGCGAGGUUCAGGGCUUGAUCAGGUCCUUCGAGAACGCAAAGUUCCUCAAACCGAUCGACGUCUAUCUUGGAAUACCCUACGCUACACCACCCGUUGGGAGCAACAGAUUCUCUCCAACAAGGGCACCCAGCCCUUGGGAAGGUGUCAGAGUAAUGGACUCGGUCGGUCCAGUUUGUCCUCAAAAACUUCCAAAUAUCUCGAUUGAGCAAGAGGCUCUCGAGCGCAUGCCUAAAGGAAGACUGGAAUAUCUGAGAAGAUUGCUACCUCAUUUGCGAAACCAAAGUGAAGACUGUCUAUAUUUGAACAUCUAUGCUCCUGCUAUGGGCAUGGCGGAAAGUGGUAGGAGACAUCCGGUUGUCCUUUACAUUCACGGUGAAAGCUACGAGUGGGGGAGCGGAAAUCCUUACGACGGUAGCGUCCUAGCCAGCUAUACCGAGCAAGUGAUCGUGACGAUCAACUACAGGCUGGGCGUGCUAGGCUUCCUGAACGCCAACGUGGCGCCUGAAACGAAGGCGAGGGUGGCGAAUUACGGUCUGAUGGAUCAAAUCGCGGCUUUACACUGGGUCCAACAGCACAUUGCACUUUUUGGCGGCGAUCCCGAAAACGUUAGCCUCAUGGGACAGGGUACAGGAGCUGCUUGUGUCCAUUUUCUUGCUAUUAGUCCAACCGUCAUAAGAGGUCUUUUCAAAAGGGCGAUACUACUCUCGGGCAGUGCAUUGUCUUCUUGGGCUGUAGUCGAGGAUCCCGUCUUUUAUGCGCUAAAGCUCGCUAGAGCGAUAAAUUGCACGAUUCCUGAGGACCUACUCAAGGACAACGAGUUGAUAGUCGAUUGCCUCAGAGAAAGCAGCCUUGAGGAAUUGAUGCAGAUCGACAUACAACCACCAACUUUUCUCAGCGCCUUUGGACCGAGCGUAGACGGUGUAGUUAUCAAACCUGAUUUCCAGAAGGACCUUUUGUCCUAUCUUGGCCCAGAAUUUCAAGGAUUUGGACCACUCCCGAAAAAAGCUGAACACGGAGCACCUAUAACGAGCAACAAUAAAUACGACCUAUUGUUCGGCGUCACGACCAGCGAGGCUCUUUGGAAAUUCGCUGAAAAGGAUGUGCAUCAAGGAUUCGAGGGUGAAAGGAGAGACAGGAUCAUCAGAACUUAUGUUAGAAAUGCUUACGUCUAUCAUCUAACGGAAAUAUUUUAUACGGUCGUCAACGAAUAUUCCGAUUGGGAACGGACGGUACAGCAUCCGGUGAAUACAAAGGACGCCUGUGUCCAGGCAUUGAGCGACGCGCAAUUCGUAGCACCGCUCGUUCAAACUGGUGAUCUUUUCACUCUGAGGCACACGAAAAAGCCAAAUAAUCCUCACAUCGCGCCAUCGCCCGAGAUCGAGAAGGAACCAAUGCCAAAAACGUUCUUUUACGUUUUCGAUUAUCAGAUGAAGGACGGCGAUUAUCCACAGAAAAUGGGCUCCGUUCAUGGUGAGGAGCUACCUUUCGUCUUUGGCGCCGCUUUGGUAGACGGAUUCGCACACUUCCCGAAGAAUUACACGCGAUCUGAGGUGGCACUAUCGGAGAGCAUCAUUCAAUAUUUCGCCAAUUUCGCUAGAACUGGAAAUCCAAAUGGCGUUGAUCAUCAUACAAGAAAUGACACGCUUUUACCGGCUAGUAGAGAAAAAAGUCGUUUUCGAAGUCUCACGUGGGAUCAAUACGAUCCGGUACAUCAAAAGUAUCUCGAAAUUGGAAUGAGGCCAAAAGUAAAAAAUCAUUAUCGAGCUCAUCAGCUCUCCGUUUGGCUACGACUCGUACCGGAACUUCAUCGUGCUGGAAUGGAAGAUGUUGAUUCGAGACACAAUCUUUUCCGAGGACACGCUGAUCCAAGUCUUUACGAUGGUUUAGUCAGGCCAGAUCCUUUGAGUAGGAUCACCGAGGAAUUUAAAAGAAAAAAUAUAAGCACUGAACCACCUACCACAACCGACUACAGUAUAACCACCUGUGUCAGUCUUAUUCAAAGCACAAAUCUACAAAAUAUGCACAAUGCCAGUACCGACACUUUGGCGAGUCUCGAUGCAGCUGGAUACGCUGCAUAUUCGACAGCAUUAAGCGUGACUAUAGCGAUUGGCUGUAGUCUACUUAUAUUGAACGUCCUCAUAUUUGCUGGUGUCUAUUAUCAGCGAGACAAGACGAGACUCGAGGUCAAAAGCCUCCAGCAGCAACAGAUGUUGAAUCAACAGUGUGGACCGCGCGGUUUCACGGAGUUGAAACAACCACCCUCGUCACAUUCACAUUUUCCUGGUAGUGGUCAAGUUAUCGUUGACGUUGAAAAUGAAAUGCUCAGAAGAAACGUGAUGAAAGGGCCUCCAAACGAGCCUAACACUUUACAAGGCACACACACCCUGCCGCAUCAACAUCAUUACCAGAAGCAACAUCAGCAACAACACGCCACGCUCCCUCGUGCUUCGGUCAUGCAGGACAUGAACGCGCAAACUCAAGGACCACCGAAUGGAUCUAUACACCUCACAGUGCCACGUGCUCCACCACCACCCCGUGCGAAGAGUCCUCCAGAAAAUCAACCCCUUCUGCAGAGCACAACCGUCUCGAGCCGUGUCUCGCAAGCAACGAUGAGCGAAAUGCGAGUCUGAUGCUUAGACCCCCCUCCGAAGCCGGUCGUCCCGGACGUCCUAACGGCGUCGACCUUGCUCUAAGCCUCCUUGUCUGAUAAAAAUAAUAAUAAAAAAAAAUAACAAUAUAUAAAGACGAGGAGAUGGGAGGGGGGAAAAGAGAGAAACGUCCGAAACAAUUCUAUGCACUUUCAUGCCCUAAACGCUUCGCGUCUUCCUUUUUAAUGUAAAUGGAAGGUGGGAGAAUGAAACGAAAGAAA
This is a messenger RNA of Vespa mandarinia (Asian giant hornet), 4216 nucleotides long. RefSeq names its product neuroligin 4 (gene NLG-4). Lineage: Eukaryota; Metazoa; Arthropoda; Insecta; Hymenoptera; Vespidae. The record is from RefSeq and is a predicted model, not a curated record.